ACUACCAUUCCCGACAUGCUUUGGAUUGAGUCCGGCGCGCAGGCGCACUGGAGAGUAAGUCCAGCUGGUUCGGAAGCUGCUGCGCGAGAGAAUAAGCCAGCUAUCCAUGGCUCAUUUGGGCUUUGCUUGUGAACCUCCUCCUGAUGUGGACACAGAUGAUUGUCUUCAGGAAUAUUCAUAUCUCUUCAACCCUGACAUCCUCAAGGGUAAGGUUGCUUUCAUCACGGGAGGCGGCUCUGGCAUUGGAUUCCGCAUUGCUGAGAUCCUGAUGAGGCAUGGUUGCCAGUGUGUCAUUGCCAGCAGAAACCUCCAACGGCUGACAGAGGCUGCCAAGAAACUCUCUGCAGCCACUGGCCAGAGAUGCCUGCCCCUGACCCUUGAUGUGCGGCAACCUCAAAGCAUUAGAGCAGCCGUGGAUGAGGCCCUCCGAGAAUUUGAGAAGAUCGACAUCCUAGUUAACAAUGCUGCUGGAAACUUCCUUUGCCCUGCUAGCUCUUUGUCAUUCAACGCUUACAAAACCGUGAUUGAAAUCGAUACCUUGGGUACCUUCAACGUCUCCAAAGUCCUGUAUGAAAAGUGCCUUCGGGAACAUGGCGGCGUCAUUGUCAACAUCACGGCGACCCUCAGCUACAGAGGCCAGGCUCUCCAGGUGCAUGCUGGGACAGCCAAGGCAGCCAUAGAUGCCAUGACAAAGCAUCUCGCUGUAGAAUGGGGACCUCAACGAAUUAGAGUGAUUAGCCUAGCCCCCGGUCCCAUCUCGGGCACAGAAGGAUACCGUCGCUUAGGUGCAUCUAGGAUGGAAUCCAACUACUACCAGAACAUUCCCCUUCAGCGGUUGGGGAACAAGACCGAGAUAGCCCACAGUGUCUUGUACCUGGCUAGCCCUCUCUCUUCGUACGUGACCGGCACAACGCUAGUGGUGGAUGGUGGAUGCUGGAUGACUUCGGAGAAUUCCUUUCCCUCACUGUUGGGUAUAGCUUCCCCCUCUGCUAAGCUAUAGAUUUCUGGAGUACGGAAUUAAAGAAAGAUGCAUGAGAAAAGGACCCCCGACAUUUUAAGGAAAGGACCCGGUGCCUUCAGUGCUUCUCCACAAACCAUCUGUGACAGUGUGUGGGCAGCAGACACUCGCCUUUUCUAGCUGCAAGGUAGUUUAGAUAACUUGGGCAAUGCUGGUUUUUAAGAUGAUGGGUCUUCAUAUCACAGGAAAAAGUUUGGUGGUGGCGUCACAGAAAGCUACAGGCUGAGUCAUUCUCACCCACCAGCGUGUGCUGUAUCACCUGAAGGGUGGUAGACAGGUCUACCAAUGGCAGAAACAUUUUUGGCUGUGAUUUGAUUUGAUUUGUUUGUAAGCCUUAGUAUCAUUUCCCUUAGCUGAGAUGCUUCCCAACUCAUUCUCAGCCAUGAUUUUGGACCAAAACUGGUGAGUCUGCAUUUUUUGACUCCUGCUGUGUGUUUCCCCCACCCCAAAUAAAUACUCUACUCCAAUAGAAGAGACUAUCUGUAGCUCAGAGUUGACCUGUGGAGUCCU
Python bivittatus (Burmese python) is the source of this 1528-nucleotide messenger RNA. It is a transcript of the gene DECR2, whose product is annotated as 2,4-dienoyl-CoA reductase 2. Gene Ontology annotation, cellular component: peroxisome. The record is from RefSeq and is a predicted model, not a curated record. Gene Ontology annotation, biological process: fatty acid catabolic process. Gene Ontology annotation, molecular function: 2,4-dienoyl-CoA reductase (NADPH) activity. Lineage: Eukaryota; Metazoa; Chordata; Lepidosauria; Squamata; Pythonidae.